Molecule: messenger RNA, 4833 nt
Organism: Oryzias latipes (Japanese medaka)
Lineage: Eukaryota; Metazoa; Chordata; Actinopteri; Beloniformes; Adrianichthyidae
Gene: abr
Product: ABR activator of RhoGEF and GTPase
Biological process (GO): intracellular signal transduction; protein phosphorylation; positive regulation of GTPase activity
Cellular component (GO): membrane
Molecular function (GO): guanyl-nucleotide exchange factor activity; protein serine/threonine kinase activity; GTPase activator activity
Source: RefSeq, a predicted model, not a curated record
UCCUGAGAUUCUAGAAACCAUUGACUCAAACAGAAUCUUGGCGCUUGACACUGUUCCGAGCCGUACCUGAAGGCAGCACAGACUGUCUCUACAGGAAGUCUUGAAAGUUUUCAGCACAGAGUCAAACUGGUUAUCUGCAUCGAUCACUGCGCAUCCGCGCUGCAUGCGGUCCGUUUGAGGAUGUGGCUGAGCUGAACGAGGCCGGGCUAUUACCGAAACUGUCUUUUGGCUGUUCUGUUAAGAAACCGAAGGUGGGCUUAUGCGACAGACGCGGCGCUCUGUGUGAGUGAAGGUGAAGGCGGAACAGUUAGCGAAUCUCACACACCGUGACCAUCAAGAUGUGGGAACAGGAGGAGUUCGCGAAACACUGGAGGAACGAAUUCCCUGAUGGAGAGGUGCCCCGCAUGGAGUUACACUCCGUGGAGGACAUCGAGUCGGAGCUGGAGACGUGUAAAGCAAACCUGAAGAAGCUCCAGCAGGCUCUGAAGGAGGAGAAAUUCAAGGUGAUUUACCUACAGACCACCGUGGUUCGUCUGAAGAAAAGUCUCCCGGAAAGGGUUGGAGGAGCAGGCGCGUGCGCUCAAACCAAGACGGAGAACGUUAGGAAACCGCCACGGCAGGACGAGGUAAGCAGCGGCAAGGGAACCACCAAGGAGUCCGACUCCGGCCCGGGGUUCAAGCUAAACGCAGGCAGAACUGCCAGCCCUUUGGACCGGGAACAGAGCAGGUUCAGCGGGAGGACGGGGAAGGCGGUCCCCAUCCCCGUCCCGCCGGUGAAGCCCAGCUUCAAGACCCCCACCGCCGCCCCCCCGGACGAGGACGGCAGCGACCAGGAAUACGAGGACGCGGAGCUGAACGAGAACUUCGUGAGGUGUAACCUGUUGACCCCGAAGAUAGUGGUGAAGGACAGCCACUGCAGCAGCCACCGGGACGGACGGCCGCCUUUCCGCUUCAGCAGGGACCUGGACUCCGGCGAUGAAGGCCGGCUGUCGCCGUCCUUUCCGCGGGGAGCGCUGAGAAGGUCCCCCGGCUCCGGGCUCAGCACCCCCGACAGGAGGAGUGAUGGAGAGCUGAGCUCCGACCACGAGGACUCCUCAUCAGCAGGUAAUUCAGAAUGUAACUACAACACAGAUGGCUAUGAAGGAGAAGGAGCAGAAGACGGCAAGUCCCAGGACGGCUCUGAGACGCUGCCCUACAUAGAUGAAUCACCUACUAUGUCUCCCCAGCUGUGCGUGGCCCAGGGCCCUGACGGGGAACCCAUAUCCCCCACACCACCAGAGGGCCUACAUGAGGGAGAUCUUGGGAAAGGUCUGGAGAUGAAGAAACUGGUGCUGUCUGGGUUUUUAACCAGUGAAGAGAUCUACAUCAACCAAUUAGAGGCUCUACAACUGCCCCUGCGGCCCCUGAAAGCCACAGCCACAACAUCCCAGCCCGUCCUGACCAUGCAGCAGAUCGACACCAUCUUCUACAAAAUCCAAGACAUCCUGGAGAUCCAUAAAGAGUUCUACGACGCCCUCUCACCCAGCAUACAGCAGUGGGACGAGAAAGUCACGGUUGGACAUUUGUUCAAGAAGUUGGCCAGCCAGCUGGGAGUGUACAAGGCCUUUGUGGACAACUACAAAAUAGCUCUGGAGACGGCAGAGAAAUGCAGCCAAGCCAACAUCCAGUUCCAGAAGAUAUCUGAGAAUCUUAAAGUUAAAGGACCUAAGGACUCCAAGGACUGCUCCACAGUUUCAAUGGAAGCUCUUCUCUACAAGCCAAUCGAUCGUGUUACUAGAAGCACCCUGGUCCUUCACGACUUGCUGAAACACACUCCUGAGGACCACCCAGACUUUCCUUUGCUCCAGGAUGCUUUACGGAUUUCACAAAAUUUCCUUUCAUCUAUCAACGAGGAAAUCGACCCUCGCAGAACCGCUGUCACUACACCCAAGGGGGAGGCUCGGCAGCUGGUGAAGGAUGGAUUUCUGGUGGAGGUUUCGGAAAGCUCCAGGAAGCUCCGACACGUCUUCCUCUUCACUGAUCUGCUACUCUGUGCCAAGAUGAAGAAGACAGCUGUGGGUCGUCAUCAGCAGUACGAGUGCAAGUGGUACAUUCCCCUCGCAGAUUUAACUUUCCAGACUCCGGAUGACUCAGAUCCCUGCCCCAGCAUCCAAGUCCUGCCUGAGCAUGAGAUUGAGGAGAUGAAGAUGAAAAUCUCAGUCUUAAAGAAUGAGAUUCAAAAAGAAAAGAAAGCUCCAAAGGGUCAGAGCCGCGUGGAGCGCUUGAGGAAGAAGAUGAACGAGCAGGAGUCUUGGUUGCUGCUGCACUCCCCCACCAUCCCCUUCCGUGUCCACAAUAAACAUGGAAAGACCUUUCUGUUCCUACUUUCCUCCGACUAUGAGAGGUCAGAGUGGAGGGAAAGCAUCCAGAAACUCCAGAAAAAAGAUCUGCAAGUAUGUAUACUAACCACUUACGAACUUCAAGUUCUGACCAACUCCUGUGUCAAACUCCGAACAGUCCACAACAUUCCCGUCACCGGCAACAAAGACGAUGAGGAGAGCUCUGGCCUGUACGGUUUUCUGCAUGUGAUUGUCCACUCAGCCAAAGGAUUCAAGGAGUCAGCCAAUUUAUAUUGCACCCUGGAAGUGGACUCUUUUGGCUACUUUGUCAGCAAAGCCAAGACUCGAGUCUUCAGAGACACUGCCGAGCCUUCAUGGAACGAAGAGUUUGAGAUUGAACUGGAGGGCUCCCAGUACCUGAGAAUCCUCUGCUAUGAAAACUGUUACGACAAAAGCAUGCUCAACAAGGACGACAACGAGAUCGUGGACAAGAUCAUGGGCAAAGGCCAAGUCCAGCUGGAUCCACAGACAGUGCAGUCCAAGAACUGGCAGAUGGACGUGAUCGAGAUGAACGGGAUAAAAGUGGAAUUCUCCAUGAAGUUUACCAGCCGAGACCUCAGCUUAAAGAGGACGCCGUCCAAGAAGCAGAGUGGGGUGUUUGGAGUCAAAAUCAGUGUAGUGACAAAGCGCGAGCGCUCCAAGGUGCCUUACAUAGUCCGUCAGUGCAUUGAGGAAGUUGAGAAGAGGGGGAUCGACGAGGUGGGAAUCUACAGGAUCUCAGGGGUGGCCACUGACAUCCAGGCUCUGAAGUUGGCAUUUGACACAAAUACCAAAGAUAUUCUCAUGAUGCUGAGUGACAUGGACAUCAAUGCCAUCGCAGGAACGCUCAAGCUUUACUUCAGGGAGCUGCCGGAGCCUCUGCUCACCGACCGCCUCUACCCGGCUUUCAUGGAAGGCAUCGCUCUCUCAGACCCCGCAGCUAAGGAGAACUGCAUGAUGCACCUCCUGCGCUCCCUGCCUGAGCCCAACAUCAUGACCUUCCUCACGCUGCUGGACCACCUCAAACGAGUUGCUGAGAAGGAGCCGGUGAAUAAGAUGUCCCUCCAUAACCUGGCCACGGUGUUUGGCCCCACCCUGCUCCGACCCUCUGAAUCCGAGAGCCUGAAGGGUCAGCACAUCAUGUCGGCCACCGACAUCUGGUCACACGACGUCAUGGGGCAGGUUCAGGUGUUGCUCUACUACCUGCAGCACCCCCCCAUCUCCUAUGCUGAACUCAAACGCAACACGCUGUACUUUUCCACUGACGUCUAACCCCCCCAACCACCAUCACCACCCCCCACACCUGAGCCACUGAGGGCUCCGAGCGGGACGAGACGGAAUGACUCCAUACAAACUGUGGACCCCGCCUCUCCAUUCCCCAUGGCCUGACCUGCGCCCCCCCACAGGCGGCUCGUCUCCACUGUACAGACCCCUCCCUCAGAAAUCCACCCGGCUCCCCAACACCUGUUCUGUGUGGAGAUGGGGAGGAGGCCUCAAAGAUCUGUUGCCGUUCCUGUUUUCAUUGAGAUGCUGGCCGCCUCCCACCCUCUCCGGAGGGCCUGGCUGGGUGAGGCGGGGGCUCCGAGGGCCACAGCCUGGUGCAGUGGCUCCUAACCCGGGUGUGCAUGGUGGUAAUCUGGUUUGAUCAACACAGAAACUCAAACUCCGGCUUUUUCUCCUGACAGAGGCAUCCAGAACAGCGGCAUUUAUAUGUUUUCUACCGAGCGUCAGUGUGUGGGUGUGUGAGUGACGGAGGCGGCCGGCCGUGGCGUGCGCAUGGAGCCAGUGUGUUUGUGUGGGAGGGACUCAGAGACGUUGGGAAGCGGCAGGGACCGAGUCUGUACUGAUAAAGACCCAUCCCUGCUCAGAGUUUUUGGCCAAAUGAUCCCUAUUUAUUUAAAGUACAUAGAAUAUGUGUGCCUGUACAGUUUUGUGCGACUAGAGGAAACUUUAAGGAGUUUGUUUUUAAGUUCAUCCAGGUAGUGGUGUUUCAUUUUAUAAGUCUGAGUUUCGGCGUGCUGAAAGUCUGCUGGUUCCUUUCAGAUCUCCUCUGUAGACGUUCAUUCAGGCACUUGUGUUUGGGGAGGGGGGGGGGCAAACAGAGCAGUUUUUUUCUUUUAUCUUCUUGCAUUUUCCGCCUGUUCCAAGUGACUCACUGCACCGGUAUUGCUUGUAGGAUGGUUUGUAUAGUUGCCCUCGUUGCAUGUCCAGCUUGUGGAAGCCAGCCGGCGUCCGAACACAAAGGCGGGUCCAAGACUCCCACUGUCAAAAAAACAACUCUGCUCAGUUCCAACCUGCAGACGAUUUUAGCCAAACUGCAAGCACUGCUAGAUAUUUUUAAUAUAAGAUUAAAAUAAAAACUGUUGUAUUUUACUUCCUUUGAGAAGAGUUUCAUUAUUCUGUAAUAUUGAGUCGAUGUCAAUGUGAUCUGUUUUUUUCUGGUUUUUUAGUAAAAUAAAAGUUAUGAAAACCAUGA